Phytophthora sojae is the source of this 927-nucleotide messenger RNA. RefSeq lists its product as hypothetical. Bases 1 to 927 code for a protein of 308 amino acids. NCBI's taxonomy places the organism in Eukaryota, Oomycota, Peronosporomycetes, Peronosporales, Peronosporaceae. The transcript has 3 exons. The record is from RefSeq and is a predicted model, not a curated record.
AUGAACACUGGAAAUGUGGCGGAGUUCGUCAUUGACAACGAGACCAACGUGGUGCAAGUGAUAACGUUCCAGUCAGCGCGGCAGAAGCGUCUCUUUGCAGCCUUCCCCGAGGUUAUUCUGGUUGACUCGACUCAUAACAGCAACGCGAACCGUUACAAGCUGUUUAGCUUCGCAGUCCACGACGGGUGGGGUCAAUUCGUGCAACACGCAUUGGCGUGGACGGAAGAGAAACCGAACUUGGCUCUUGCUAUCCGUGAUGUGAUGUCGGAUAAGGCACUGCAUGAGAAGGAGGUGCUGUUGGAAGGAUGGCCGAAUGCGCGCCAGCUACUAUGUCGUUGGCACGUCGAAACGUGGUUGAAGAAACAGUGCUCCAGACUGGGAAACGUCGGACCUACAGAAACGAAGGAACUCAAGUCUAUUAUGAAAGGAUUGGUGAAUGCGGCAUCUCAGAAGCACUAUGACGACCUGAAGAAGGCUCUGCUCAAGACAGCCGGGAAUAACGAAGAAAACCUGCUCUACAAAAGUUUUACGAAGCACUGGGAUACGACUACUGACGAGUGGGUGAUGUUCAAGCGUGGUGACGUCCCACACCUGAUGAACAACACGAACAACCGUCUGGAAUCGAAAUGGGGCUGCCUCAAAGAGGUUAUUGACGGUAGUUUCACUGUUGAUGAGCUCCUCUCCAUGCUGAUAACAAUGAAAGACUACGCUGAAGAACUCUACCUGGCUGACUUCCAUCGUGUCAGCAGUCGCCCUCCGAUUGCUGAAGAUCCUGAGUUGACUGCAGUGGCCAUGCAGCUCAGCAACUACGCCUUCGAGACGGUGGCCCAUCAGUACCCAUUGGCUGUCGGACCUCAGGCCUGUUACGACAUGGAGACGAUACCAGAUGGCAAACAAACCCAGCGACAGGCAAUUCGCACGUUGUAG